CCGCCAAAGCAGAGUGCACAAACUUAACCACUCGGCCACGGGGCUGGCCCCCUAGACUUUUGCCUUAUAAAUUAUGUCCUUCAGUACGAAUGUUCUAAAAUGGGGAAAGAGGCAAAUGCUAUCAUUUAUUUACUGUUAAAAUAUACUUUUUCCCUGAAUGUAAAUGUACGUUCAUUGUAGAAAAUAUAAAAAAGUGAAAGCAAAUAAGAAACUAAAAGUCACCCAUAAUAUGUCUUCCUUACUCAAAGCUAAUUAUUAUGAUCUGUCUGGUAUAUGCCUUGCCCAAAUUUAAGUAUAGGUAGACAUAGACCACGUGUUUACUGCUUUGUGGAUUCCCUUUUUUAUUUUACUGUAGAAAUAUUUUAAUUUAUAUAUUGUUUCUAGGAUAUGUAUACUGUUUUGUAAACUAAUCUUUUAGUAUCUGGUUGUUUUAGCACUGAGGUGGUUUAAGGAAAGAGGACAUUAGGAAAAAAAAGAAAUACCAGUGUGCUGGGAGUUACAGAUCCUAAAUUGUGUACACCACAUUUGCAAAAUUGUUUUUUCCCUGCCCCUUAAAACACCUAGGUAUGACUCUGAGGUUUAUAGGAUGGUUUAUAAAAGCUGCUGUUUAAUUUUGGGUGCUUCCUGGCUAAACCAACAAUUAAAUGGAGAAAAACAGAAGUGAUAUGAGGAAUAAAACUGGGAAGUUACUUAUUUCAUUCUCUCUUCCUUAUUCUUCCCCAAGCACAGUCCACAACCUAAUUUUCAGUUGUGGUUGCUGAAUACUCUAAAGUUUUUAAACUUCUGCUUAGUGAAUAAGUAUUAAGAAAUCUCAGUCACUGCCAUGGGGUUAAUUGUGAGGCUUAGUCAAUACACUGUUGAUUUUAUUUAUUAAUCUUCUUCCUAUUAUCUCUGUGUUGUGAAGAAUAACUUUUCUUCUACUGAUUCAACUCAGCCACUUCUGGAUUUUCUCAAAUAUUUUUCUCCAUAUUAUGACACUUAAAAAUGAAAAUUGUGCCCUUUCUUCACUGCGUGGUUGGACUACGCCUGCUCCGCUGUGCAGUGAUAGGGGUCUUCUCUUCUCUGUCCUUGAAUCUUAUUUUAAGCACACACACACGUUUUGUUUAUUUAUUUAUACUUAUAUAUAAUAAUAGGUCAGCACCGUCUCUCCCCUCCCAUGUGGGGAGCCGAGUUCUAGUCUGAAAGUUGAUUGGUGAGCAUCAAAUACUAGUAGGGACUUCUGUUGAAUUCUUGCUAUGCCCUCUGCGAGGUGUGUUUACAUUCUCAGUUUAAUCUGCUGACAUUUUACAGAUGAGGUAACUUGCAGUUUAGGGAGGUUGAACAUCUUGCCUGAGGUCGCCCGGCCUUUGAGGUAAUGGAACCAGAGUUCAAGGCCAGGCUGACUAGAGAGCCCGGUCCUCCCAGGGAGAUUCAGGACCGCUCGCUUCCUGAACUGUGUUUUGUGAACCAAGAUAUAUUAGCAGGAGUUACUUUAAAAAGGGUUCUUGGGCCAAUAAGAUUGAAAAAUGUUACAUGUUGUAUCAGCCCCUCAGAGAUUCACAGUGCACAUUGGUAUGUUAAAAGCUCUGAAAAAUCCUACAGAAGAUAAACUUGAAGAUUUUAGCUCAUCUUUUACAAACUGACGUGAUUCAGUCUUUGAAGAACUCUAGCGUACUGAGAGAACAGUUUGCUAAUAGCUGAGUCUAAGUAAGGGUAUUACCUGCGUGAUGUUACUGGCCAGUGCUCCGUGGAUGGAUGCAGCUGUCGCCAGGGGAGGACUCUAGCUGCCUGGGCUUGCUGAAUUUUGCCUGUAGGUCUUUACUUACGUGUUCAUGUUUGGCAUAUCAUCAUCCAACUGUCUGACUCUUGCCGUUCUUUAAGAUCCGUCCAAGUUCUACCUCUCCUCUAAAGCUUUCUUUAACCACUUUAGUCCACACUGAUGUCUCCAGUCUCAGAAAGGUUCCUCAUUAUGGUGUGUGAUUAUAAAUGACUGUAAUACGCGAGCACAUGGCUGUUUCCCCAGCUGGUCCCUAAGCUCCUUGAGGGGAGGCCCUGUUUAUACUUAAACUCCCUUGGUUUCCCGAUGAUUAGCCUCUGGUCUUACUGUCUUAGAGGAGAGAGGUCCAAGUUGUUCCAGUGGCUUUUGUUCAGUUGACAGAUACUCAUAGUCUCCUGACUAUGACCCCCAGUGAGACCUGCACUUUAUUCUUAAUCCUGAAACUUGAGGAACUCAUGUAACCAUCUUACGAAACACUCGCUUCAGCAGUCAUGCUCCUUGUAUUGCUUUUAUUGCUUUCCAGUGGGACAAACUCAAUGAUUUUGCUGUGUUAUUUAUCAAAAAUGAUUUCAUUUCUGUUGUAAAUUUUCAUACAAAGAAAGUAUUUCACAAUUACAGAAAAAUCCUACUGAUUAGUUGCAAUAGGUUUCUUAGAACAUCCCCUGGCUGGCUGUCACCUACGUCUCGCUCCACUGCCUCAGGAGCCCAGUGGAUCUGCUAAGAAUUUAUGAUUAGGAAUUUCUCGUAUACAGAGAAUCUCAACAUAUGUGGUGUUGACUUUGGUUGUGAGGCAAAUGGUUUUAAGUAUAACUCAUAUUAGAUUGCUGUUCAUAUAGAAAUAGAUAGAUGUCCAGUGUAUAAAUUGUGUUUCAGUUACUGGAAACCCACUUUAGAUUAUGAAAAUACCAAAGCAGGUCCCCCAAACCAAAUAGAUGCUUUUACAGACAUUUUGCAGACACAUACAACCAAAACUAUAUCAUGUCUGUUAUGUGGAUAAAUUUUUCUGCGUAGGCAGGAUUGAGCAAAGCUUCUUAAAAUAUGAGUCUAAUAAAGUUUGCACUGAAAGCAUCACCUUUUCUUUUGGAAACUCCCUGAAGUAAUCAUGGAUCUUCUUCCAUUGCUCGAAGGAACUUCUUUGUACAAAAUUAACAUCAUCUGUCUUGACCGUUUUCACCCCAUGCUCAGUGCGCACAAAUGCCUGUGGAAGUUGUUGAAUGAUGCCUGCCAGGAAACAGAUGAUUUCUUCCACCAUCCCGGUCUUCCCUGGGAAAUACAGGAAGGGCAGACCACAGGUUCAGUUAUCAGUUGGCUCUGUUGGCUCUAUGUGAAUGUUAAGGGGUGGUAACUAGGUAUUUGGGGUUUAUAUCAAUUAAAGUACAGAUUUAACUACUAUAAAAGAAAUCCAAAAAGUUAGAGCUUUUUUCUCUUACUCAAACUGAUCCAGCAACUCUUCAUAGUCCUGUGUGACAUCAUCAGGGAUCCAUACCCCUUCUCCAUGUUAUUUUUGUCAUUCCUAGAAAGUUGCUCUCAUUUCCGUGGGCUGAGAUUUCACCACCUUAUCCACAUUCCGUCAAUAGGAAGGAAGGAAACAGGAGAGUUUCUUCUUCCAUUUGUACAUGUCACUUUAAGCCACAUUCCAUUGGCCAAAAUGUGGUCACUCUGAGGGAAGUUGGAAAUGUAUCUUUAUUCUGGGUGGCUAUGUACAUGGCUAAUAACUGGAGGUUAGGAGGUGGGUAAUUAAUGAGAGAGAAGGAGAGAAAGGAUAUUGAGGAAUAGUAGUCUUUGCCACAAGGUAAUAACAUACAAGUUUUUUAAUGAUAAAGUUGUAAAAGCAAGGGUCAAAAGUCACUUGCAGCUCAACUUUUGGUUCUACCUAACUUUUCCUUCCCUAGAACAAUCAGCAUGGUGUUGGUAUGUGGUGUAAGUUUGGUCUUCUUACCCAAACGUAAAAUUUUCUUAUUUUUGUAUUACUUAAUUAACUGUUGAUUCCAAGACUGUUUUCAGAGCUGUCUGCUAAGCUCACAUCAACAGGAGCAGGUUUUAAGUUUUUCUUAUGCACUCAUUAUCACCAAGCAAUACUUUUUAACAUAGGUGUUCAGUGAAUUCCAUCACAUUGAAUUAUGAUGAGUUAUUCAAAUUCUGCCUCUUUUGAUAAUAGAGUCAGUCAGUGGUUUCUUGUCUUUUUUUAUGCCAACUGGAAUAGCCCAUAAUUCCUGCAGCAGAUGCUUCAUCCAUGCUCAGAAAUGUAGAGGAGGUAUGGAAUUUUCUGGGUUGGUGAAGAUUUGUGACCACAAAGUCACUCUCAGGCCCCUUUGCUGUUGCCAGUCAGAGACCAUGGAAAGGGUUAUGGGCCACUGGAGGAGGGAGCAAAAGUCUGUGGACUCACAUAGCAGCAGUAAGAGGUAGGUCUUACAGUGACCAAGAUGUGUUGGAGAAUUGAAAAAGUGAAAUGGGAAUAUCAAGAAAACACAAAGAUAGUGAUUGCAAGAAGACCUUCCCACCCUAGGGUGUUAGGGAGGGUGGUGAUGGUAAAAUGAAGACAUUGAGGUGAUCAGAAUUCAGAAGCUCACAGGAGGGCAUUGCAAGCUGGGGUUAAGAUCCCCAGGGGGUGACAUGUGUGGGCCCUGGCCAACUGCCUAUUGUAUCUCUAGACUAUAAUCAGGCUGUUUUGUGGAGUGGGCCUGGGUUGGAUAAAUGCUAGAGGCUAGAGCCACUCCAGCCAGCCCUGGUGGUCUAGCGGUUAACGUUCAGUGCUCUCACCACCGUCUGUCCGUGGUCAUACUGUGAUAGCUGCAUGUUACUGUGAUGCUGAAAGCUAUGCCACCAGUAUUUCAAAUACCAGCAGGGUCACCCUUGGUGGACAGGUUUCAGCGGAGCUUCCAAGACUAAGACAGACUAGGAAGAAGGACCUGGCCACCCACUUCUGAAAAAAUUGCCCAUGAAAACCCUUUGAAUAGCAGUGAAGCAUUGUCUGAUAUAGCGCUGGAAGGUGAGAGGAUGGUGCAAAAAGACCGGGCAGGGUUCCGCUGUGCUGUACUCAGGGUUGCUAGAGUUGGAAUCACCUUGACAGCACUAACAACAAUAAAAGAACCGCUCCCACGGCCAUGGUUAAAGUGCCUUUACUUUGACAGCAUGCAAAAAACAAUUAUCUCUUCUGCCAGCCCUUGUCUCCCUCUGUCACCCCUGUUGGUGAAGCCUAACAGAGACAGUUGGCAAAGGAGAAAUGUUUGCAGAGUUCCAGACCACAAAGCAGAAUAUAGAAGGGAAGAGAGAGAUGUCAAUAACCCCAUGCCUAACCGAGGAGGCAAUGGAUUAGCUCCUGGGGAUGACAGAUUCAAACCUGUGGUACCAUGGCCUCAUGUUGAAGGAGUAGAAGUGGACUUAGAGUCUAUUAGAAGAAAAAACAAGGCCAAAAAUGAACAAGAGCGCCAUGCUGGAGGAGAUAACCAGAAAGACAUAAUACAGAGGCAGUAUCUCACAUUUAAGCCUCAGACAUUCACCUACCGUGAUCCUGUGCUACGCCCAGGGAUCCUCGGUAACUUUGAACCCAAAGAACCCGAGCCUCAUGGAGUGGUUGGUGGCCCUGGAGAGAAAGCCAAGCCAUUGGUUUUGGGACCAGAAUUCAAACAUGCAGUUCAAGCCAGCAUUAAAGAGUUUGGAUUUAACAUGGUGGCAAGUGACAUGAUCUCACUGGACCGCAGCGUCAAUGACUUACGACAAGAAGAAUGCAAGUAUUGGCAUUAUGAUGAAAACCUGCUCACUUCCAGCGUUGUCAUCGUUUUCCAUAAUGAAGGAUGGUCAACCCUCAUGAGAACGGUCCACAGUGUAAUUAAAAGGACGCCAAGGAAAUAUUUAGCAGAAAUUGUGUUAAUUGAUGACUUCAGUAAUAAAGAACACUUAAAGGAAAAAUUAGAUGACUAUAUUAAGCUGUGGAAUGGCCUAGUGAAGGUAUUUCGAAAUGAGAGAAGAGAAGGUUUAAUUCAAGCACGAAGUAUUGGUGCCCAGAAGGCUAAACUUGGGCAGGUUUUGAUAUACCUUGAUGCUCAUUGUGAGGUGGCAGUUAACUGGUAUGCACCACUCAUUGCUCCCAUAUCUAAGGACAGAACUACAUGUACUGUACCUCUAAUAGAUUACAUAGAUGGGAAUGAUUAUUCCAUUGAACCACAGCAAGGUGGGGAUGAAGAUGGUUUUGCCAGAGGGGCCUGGGACUGGAGUUUACUAUGGAAACGUAUUCCUCUAAGCCACAAGGAAAAGGCCAAAAGAAAACAUAGAACUGAACCUUAUCGGUCCCCAGCCAUGGCUGGUGGGUUAUUUGCCAUCGAACGAGAGUUCUUCUUUGAACUGGGUCUCUAUGAUCCAGGUCUCCAGAUUUGGGGUGGUGAAAACUUUGAGAUCUCAUACAAGAUAUGGCAGUGUGGUGGCAAAUUACUGUUUGUCCCUUGUUCUCGUGUUGGACACAUCUACCGUCUUGAGGGUUGGCAAGGGAAUCCUCCACCCCUUUAUGUUGGGUCUUCUCCAACUCUGAAGAAUUAUGUUAGAGUUGUAGAGGUUUGGUGGGAUGAAUAUAAAGACUACUUCUAUGCUAGUCGUCCUGAAUCGAAAGCACUACCAUAUGGGGAUAUAUCUGAGCUGAAGAAAUUUCGAGAAGAUCACAACUGCAAAAGUUUCAAAUGGUUCAUGGAAGAAAUAGCUUAUGAUAUCACCUCACACUACCCUCUACCACCCAAAAAUGUUGACUGGGGAGAAAUCAGAGGCUUUGAAACUGUUUACUGCAUUGAUAGCAUGGGAAGAACAAAUGGCGGCUUUGUUGAACUAGGACCCUGCCACAGGAUGGGAGGGAAUCAGCUUUUCCGAAUCAAUGAAGCUAAUCAACUCAUGCAGUAUGACCAGUGUUUGACAAAGGGACCUGAUGGGUCAAAAGUUAUGAUUACACACUGUAAUUUAAACGAAUUUAAGGAAUGGCAGUACUUCAAGAACCUGCACAGAUUUACUCACAUUCCUUCAGGAAAGUGUUUAGAUCGCUCAGAGGUCCUACAUCAAGUGUUCAUCUCCAAUUGUGACUCAAGUAAAAUGACUCAAAAGUGGGAAAUAAAUAACAUCCAUAGUGUUUAGAAAGGAUAAAAGAAACCAAUAACCUACCUACUGACACGUAAAUUUAUACAGGACUGAAAACCGCCUGAAACCUGCUGCAACGAUUAUUACCUGUACAGCUCCAAACCCAGAACCUCCUGGUCAGUUUGAAGGACGUUGAUAAACUGUGAUUUUACAAUAACAUUAUCAUCUGCAGUUACUGUUUACAAAACUGCUUUUACCUUAAACCUUGUAGGUGUUUACAUCUUUUUUUGUUUUGUCUUAAGCUGAUGUUGGUAAUUUGUGCAUUUAGCUCUGCUUUGUUUAGAACAGAGUUAAAAGCAUUAUUGUCUUCUUUGGGAUUACACUCAGGGGUCUGAAAGGCAGUUUGAUUUUUUUUUUUUAACACACUUGAAAAAAGGUUGGAGUAACCAGACUUUCAUAUAUAACUUGGUGAUUAUCAACCUGUUGUGUCUUUAUUUAAUUUUACAUCUUUUUGAAGCACUGCCACAGGUUAUUAGCCAAGGUGGCCUUCCUUCACAGUCAUGCUGCUUUUUUGAAAGGUGAAUUUCAACACAUUUAGUGCCUCUUUCAUUUCUCAGUAUAUAUUUCAAGAGCUUUUAAUGAAACUUAUAGGAUGGUAAUGACGGAAUUGUCACCUGUGUGAGGAACACUUUUACUCCUCAGAGGUGAAUUUAUGUGCUACCGCUUGCUCUGAAAUUGAUUAUUGUAUGGCUUGAAAAAGAAAUGACCAUAUGGAACAUCCCCAGGCUAUUCCGUUGGGUUUAAGAUCGUAUGGCAUUAACUCCCUUACUUCCUGGCAUUCCCAAUGCCCUCUGUCAGUACCAACUCCUCAGACAGCAAAGGGGUCUACCAGCUAGAGAAACAUUGUCCACUGAUGUUUAGGAUUUCUUUCCUCCAGUACUUAUCACUACAGAAAACUAUAAAUAAUUCUCAGUUUUGAAACCUUGAAAUGGGGGUAACAAAAACAACAAAACACCACUGUAAACACAGCAAAGGGUCAUCCUGACCAAGAUAAGAAUUUCCGAGCCCUUAUUAGAUUAAGCCUUACAAAACUCCCGUGCAUUAUAACCUAAGCUGUGCAACCUAUGAAGCCAAGAGUGAAUGGAUGUUUCAUUUAUAUCUUCAUCCAAAUGAAAUUCCCUGCACAUUUUUAAAAUUAAAAAAAAAAAGGCUAUUUAAAAAUACAGCUCAUUAACAAAGAUGAACUCCUUUCUUUUAGAUUAGGUGUUAGUUCCCUAGUGUUUCUUAAUGUUUUUUAGGAAGCAUAUUUCUAUUAGUAUUUUUCCAGUGAAAAGAAGACUUGUUUCGAUUUAAACAUUUAUUAAGAUAGUACCUAAAAUAGGAAAACCAAAUACUGCAAGUGGUCAAUUAGAUUUUAAGUUCUAAAUAAAUUCUUUUAUUACCCAAAAGAUUAAAAUGCUAUGUUGAGUGAAAAAAAAAUGUGAUAAGGUGGGGAAUGGCAAAUAAAUUACACAUCUUUGAUCCUGUAAUCAUGAUAUAAUUACAAUGAAAGGAAUUCACAAACUACUGUGAGAGGGGAAUAUUUUUAAGUAAAGCUUAAAAACUAAAAACAAAAAAAACAAAAAAAACAAAACUCUACAUUUCUUUAAAAGAAAAGCCUACAAAUUUGUUUCUUCCAAGCUUAGUUCUUAAAUUUGGAGAGUCAAAGUUAAACAUCCCAAACAAAGUUCUAUUUAUAAUUUUGAAUUGUCAAUUUGUAUUUUGCUACUGAUCUGUGAUCAACCAUUUUAACUUUCAUUCAUCUCCAGGGAUGUUUAAAAGGAACUCAUUUCUAUGCUUAUAUAAUUACAAAAUAAAUCAACUAUAAAAAAGAGACUAAGAGAACUGGUACUUGUGUGUUUGCAAAUGGGCUUCAUUUUCCUUGUUGAAUAGAUUAUAACCUUGUUAACUAUGCAUAGGCCUAAGAAAGGUGGCACAUAAACUGUUCAUGUAAAUUUUAAGUGGGUAUUUUGUGCAAUUCAUUAAGAUACUCUAUGAAAAUGAUUCUAUAUAUUGAAAUCAGAAACCUUACCAAACGCGAAAAACAUCAGAAGCUGCUGCCAUAAUGACUAUUUUCUACUGUAGGCUGCUUUGGAAAUAAUUCUCAUAUCCUUGCUUUGUAAGUUGAUAAUAUCACUAUGCAUUUCUACACAUUUUAUAAAUUUGAUUUAUGCAGAUUUUGAUACACUGUAUGUUUCUGUAGAAAUUGUAUAAAUAUUCAAAAUUUUAUUAGGGAUAAAUUUGAGAAGUUUAUGUAUAUCUUAAUUCUGGGUUGCUUGUUUUUUAGGUGAGAAAAAAAUAAAAUACUGUAUUUUAAUCCA
This is a messenger RNA of Equus caballus (horse), 9171 nucleotides long. The record is from RefSeq and is a predicted model, not a curated record. NCBI's taxonomy places the organism in Eukaryota, Metazoa, Chordata, Mammalia, Perissodactyla, Equidae.